AGUAGGCACCACUUGCACUGCUUGUUUGUAAACAAAUGAAUGUUUUGAUUCGCAAUUUAUUGUAAAAAGACGUGAAUUCUGUUAUGAGAACACCUGGACCAGGCUGAACCUAUGAGUGACACCAUCGAAACGGAUGAAAUCAAAUGCUGCGGUUCCGGAUGCAAUAACUGUGUGCUUGAUGAUCGAAAAACUGCCCAAACCACAGAUGCAUCAAAAUCAACCAGAGGAAAUAUCCUAACCGUCGACGGUAGGAAAUACAUGGCAUUCCGCUUGCAACGGAAAUGGCAAUGUACGGACAAUGUUUGGCGAUUCAAAUACGUUUACGUGAACGCAGAGGACAUGCUUUGCAAUUCCUUGGAACUGGUCGUACCACCCGGAUGCCAUUUAAUGAUACGCGCAGCAAUCGAUGACAUGAGAUCCGGAACGGAUCGGCAUGAUCAAACAACGAUCGGAAAUUUCGUCAGUCGUCCGUACACACCAAUAAACGUUGAUGGCAACAACGGUUCGUUUGAAAUUCUAGCCAAAUUCGAACCGAACGGUUUGAUGUCGGAAUAUUUACGGACGAGUUCGGUCGGUGAUGUUGUCGACGUGAAGGGACCGUACGGUGAUUUCAAAUGGACACCAAAUGCUGCCAGACAUUUGAUUUGUGUGAGUCAAGGUGUGGGAAUCGCUCCGCUCUUUGCUGUAGUGUCCAGUAUUCUGAGCAAUGAGGAGGAUGAGACGUGGAUCGAUUUUCUAGCUUGCUUCCGUAGCAUUGAAGACAUAUUGUUACGCGAUGAACUGCACGCCUUUCGGGAGUAUUGGAAUUUUCAGUCGACAAUUUAUUUAGCUGAUGAGUCGGCCUGCAGCUGUGAUACUGACGCUCGGAUCAGCAACUGUGUCUGCAUCACAGCGAAAAGAAAAUACAACGAAAUUUUGUGCACGUUUCGGUUGGACGAAACGGAACUAGCCAAAUUGUUUAUUGGAAAGCGAAUAGAAAAUUGCUUCGUAUUGGUAUGUGGUACGGGUCGGUUUAUAAAUUCGAUAAAAAUGUCGUUGGAAAAGCUACACAUUAAAGACGAAAAUUUAAUCGUUUUCGAUUGAGAAAUGAAAA
This is a messenger RNA of Bradysia coprophila, 1093 nucleotides long. Its product is annotated as NADH-cytochrome b5 reductase-like. Lineage: Eukaryota; Metazoa; Arthropoda; Insecta; Diptera; Sciaridae. The record is from RefSeq and is a predicted model, not a curated record. Gene Ontology annotation, molecular function: oxidoreductase activity.